This is a messenger RNA of Frieseomelitta varia, 3547 nucleotides long. RefSeq names its product rootletin-like. The transcript has 5 exons. The annotation marks the transcript as partial. The record is from RefSeq and is a predicted model, not a curated record. Gene Ontology annotation, molecular function: microtubule binding. Gene Ontology annotation, cellular component: nucleus; cytoplasm. Lineage: Eukaryota; Metazoa; Arthropoda; Insecta; Hymenoptera; Apidae.
GAGAGAGAGAGAGAGAUAUUUGAAAUUACCAUUAUUCCAUCGUUUACAUGAAGAAAUUAACUUUUUCAUUUUUGUAUUUUCAGAGAGAUCACCGACAUCAGUAAAUCCACCGAGAAGACUGGUAGCAAAUGGUCGUGGUAGUCAGCAGAAUCGUGUCAAUAGUUUCGACACGAAGAAGAACUGUGUAGAAAUUUCGCCCAUCAAUCUCGAGAAGAGUCCCUCGGCGACGCGGAAACCGACAAUAACGAGGAGAAUAAGUACUGUCUCUGCGAAGCAACAUAGUUCAACGACAUCGAUAAAAGAUCGCGAAACUAAGGAGCACAGUAACAACUAUGUGAUGACAAGAGCGUCCUUAGAGACGCGUGAUCAGGCCGCACAAACCGACAUACCUUACGAUGCAUUUCAUGUAAAACGGGCAGAACAAAUUGUACAAGCCCUUUCUAUCACUGUACAAUAUUUGGCCUACGAGUUGGACGCCUUUUCUACCCCAAAACUAAAGAAAGAUUACGAAAAAAUGAAAAAGGAAUGGAUGUCUCUGUGCACGGAGGUAGAGGAAUUGAGAGCUAAAAACCUCGGCAUUGAAGAUAGACUCGAGUCGGAGAGGGAGAAUCAUCGAAAAGCCUUGGACCAGCUUCGUGAAGAUCUGGAAGCUCGACAAGCGGAGCAAAUUGCCACAUUGGAAGCAGCCCUGCAGGAGGAGAGGCGCAAAUGCGAGGUCAGGCUGCGUGAUUCUCUAAACGAGGCCGUAAAGGAGCAUCGAGCCGCGGUCACGAAAUUGCGAGCUGAGCAAGAAGCAGAACUUAUACGAAAAGAAACGGAGUUUAAGAGAAGAUCUGUCGUUCACGAUCAAGGGGCUGCGCUCACCGCAGAAGUAGAGUCUUUAAGAUCGGUGCUAGAAAUUCGAAGCCAAGAAAACGCUACUUUGAGAUCGGAUCUUGAUAACAUUAAACGAGAGAUCGAGGACAAGGAAGCUUUGCAACAACGUGUAGACACACUCGAGGCCAGAUGCGAAGAUCUAAAGGCGCAACUUCAGUGCAAAGAAGCUUUGGAGAGGCAGAUAUCUCAUGAUAACGAGAUGCUACACGAGUCGAUUCACCAAGUAUCCAAGCAGAAUAAGCGUUUGGCACAACGUAACGAGGAACUGCAAUGGAGACUGCGUCAAAAAAACGAAGUAGUGACCGUUCUUGCGAAUCUGACGCCUAGGCUUUCUCGUUCUUUAGGCCCGGAGCACGUCGAACACAGUCUUUCACCCGACAAGAACGGUCCACAAUCAUCAUCCAUGGUUAAGUUUAUGGUGGAGAAGGGCGAUUCGGUUUCGUGGACGUUAGAAAUCGAUGAUGAAUUUUCAAAAGGUGCAUCGGACACGCCGUCAUUAGCAACGCCACCUAAAAUGGGUAGAUCGGAAACAACGACAGCAGUGUCGAGACAGGGAUCACUCCGAUUGACAUCCAGAAGACCUUCCGUAGAUAUGAGAGCAAGGUCCAAAAGUAUUUCUAUUACGGAUUCCGCACAAGUAGAGGAUUCCCAUUGGUCGCCUACGUUUAAUUCUACGCCAAAUACUCGACGAAGACCCAGAAGCGAUCCGUCUUCUUCUGCCUCGUCUACUUCUUCAUCGUCAUCUUCCUCUGCGACGGCAGUAACCACGAAUUCUGCAAUGGCCGUUGCUGUUGCAGCCGCGGCUGCAGCUGCCGCAGCCGCCGAAGAUUGUGGCGCAGGACAAAGGCCUCAGGAAGCAGGUGGUGAAGCAAUGAUUUCAGAAGAGACGUCUGCCACGAGUAGCGAGGACGAAUCGUCCACGAGUAGCGAUAUUCCUCCAUUACCGAUACAGUUUGCUUGGGGUAAACCAAUCAAGUAACGCUCUCGCGAUCCUCUCGCUUAGCACCUAACAUUUCGAUUGCGAAGGGUUAAUGUAAUUCGAUUGGAAUAAAUUUACUCGACAAUUCCAUAAUGAUUUUGUGGCAAUUACUCCAAGUAUUCCCGAGAGUAAUGCAAUAUCCUUUUAUGCAAAUGAAUGUUUAUACGGUUAUUUCAAACAUUGUACGCGCACUUUUUCUAUUACUUCUGUACCUGUGACUGUACAUUGUGUUCGAUCGCGAACAGAUGGAAAGUGUGUCCUUACCACUUUUGAUGAUAUUUCGUCGUGAUUAUGUAAUUGGUCAAAUCGGUUGAAGAUAAAGAAGUUGGUUUUUAUUUACGUGUUUAGAGUAGAUGAACGAUUUUUAUGGUGUUACGAUAUUUUUUCAAAUUAUGACUCUUUGUGAUACCACGAUUACUAGACCGACCUCUGUAUCUUCGCAUCGAAUUUGCUCUUCCCUUGUUUCAGAGAUUUCAAUACAUGAGAGAUCGCGCACAAUAAAUAGCUUGCUACAUACAUGUUUAAACAAUUUUAUUUUAAAUAUUUGCGUCUAUAUAUAUAUAUAUAUAUAUACGCAUAUAUGUAUAAUAUAUAUAUUGUAAUAACAAAGUUCUUUUUUUGCGAUCAUAGGUACUAAGAAUCUUGUUACAUUUUUCCUUUUUGUGUUUGUUUCAUAUAAGAGGUGAAUAGAGCAAAAUUAAAUUACGUUUUGAUAUUUGUAUUUUAUUAUCCUUCAGAUAGAAAAAAUAUUUGUAUUUUAUUAUCCUUCAGAUAGAAAAAAUGCGCGUAAAAGUUCGACUAAUUUCGUUCGAAAAUUGUUUGUCAGUUUUGAUGUAGACGUUACGGGCUACUGGCAACUACAAGCCAUGUAUUUUUCAAAACCGAGUUGAAUCGGGUCACUGUUUGUUUAAUUCGCGGCACUUUUACACAUGUCCAUUUUAUAUAAGGUAUGAUGCGUUUAUAUUACAUCUGUACAUAAAUAACAACGAUGUUUAUAAAUUAAUUAGUCUUUAUCGCAAAUAUUGUAAAUAGACAACGACUGUCAAAUCGAUCCUGUUCUCGAAAAAAAAAAAAAUUGAAUCGAUGAGCAAUUCACUAUGCUUAUUGAAGAAAGCUAUUCGUCAUUGAUAUGCAGCUUACCGAACAAUACGAUUAUUAUGGUUGGUUGCAUUAAAUUAAUUACUUGUCAGUCUUUUAAAACAUGAUAACCAGUUAUUGUCAAAAUUAAGAUUUUUGUAACGCUGAAAUUUCAUUUGGUUGUAAUACGCUUAUGCAAAGAAUUAUUUUAUAUUUGCAAUAUAUUUCUGACGUAAAAAGAGCAAGUUAAUAAUAUUCGUAAUGUACAUAUUUUAAUUGAUAAAUAUUGAUGAAUUGAUACAUUUGUCUGUACUCCUUUUUACGCAACCAAAUCUACCAGAUUAUGCUAUUUCAACUGUGACUUGUAAACCAAUCGUUAUGUGAAAAAAUAAUCGGUUGGGUAAAGAGUUGAUAUUUAAAGAAAACAAAAGAAAAAAGAAACUCCGUUCCAUGGACAAGAGGAAAAGUAUGUUCGGUAGCAGUAGUGUAGGACUAAUUGGAAAGUGUCGAAUAUAAGAACAAGCAAGUAUUAGUCGCCGAGAAGUGUUUUCUCUCACUUGUGCUGGCAAAUUCAAUGUAUUAUAUACCUAUCAAAUAAAUAUUAUCUGAAUUAAA